Folsomia candida is the source of this 2097-nucleotide messenger RNA. RefSeq lists its product as uncharacterized. The record is from RefSeq and is a predicted model, not a curated record. The coding region runs from base 105 to 1946 and encodes 613 amino acids. The transcript is spliced from 5 exons. Gene Ontology annotation, molecular function: protein binding. NCBI's taxonomy places the organism in Eukaryota, Metazoa, Arthropoda, Collembola, Entomobryomorpha, Isotomidae.
UUUCCGUUUACUCUAUGGUCAACAUGUGUUUAGUUCUACGAUUAAAGAAUUUCUGAAUUAAUAUUAUUAUUAAUUAAACAAAUUUUUAUCUGGUGUAUUUCGUGAUGGAGGAUGAAGUCGUAAUGCCUGAGAUGGGCAAAAGAGUGCCGUCAUUUUUGAACCCCCUCGAUUUGGAUAUCAUAAUGGUCCACGUGGUAGGUUAUCUCCAAACAAAAGAGGUCGCCAAAUGUCGCCUCGUCUGUAAACGAUGGGAAGUCUUAUCCACCAAAAUAAUGUUGAAGCGGCAUGACCACGUUGUCACACUCACAUGUCAGAACGCUGCCGAAUUUACGUUAUUGAUGGAGUCUAGUCGUUGCAUUCCGUUCCCUGGUAUCAAGUGGACCUGCUGGUCGUUAAAUAGCAGUGUUUUCAUCAAUCUGAUGACGACAUGUCGAAAUCGAGGUGGAAUCAAGGUGCUUGUGUUGGAUAUGGAUUGUGCCAGUGGAUUUACCUCCAUUGUCGACGAAGCAUAUCAUUGUACGAGUGGAAGGAGGAUUGACGACGAUAAGAAUGGACUCAAUUUCUUGACCAACGUUCUGCAAAACCUGUCACAUUCACUUCAAGUUUUGGAUUUUGACGAGAUAUCCCCAAAAUUUGCACAUCCUCCUCCUCCCCACAACAGCAAUAUUAUUAAUCAAGAAGUUCUCACAACUACUGUGUUGCCUACCUUUGAGGCACCACUUCUUCAAAAAAUUAUCUUUCCAUGUCAAGAAGAAUCAUUUUGCGAAAAAUUUUGGGCACAUGUAUUUCGUGUAGCACCAAAUCUACAGGAAAUUCAUACGAAUCAUGCCAGCCAAACAGUUCCCAUCUUUGCAUCUUUGGAAAAUUGGGGACGAUUUGAUCAGUUAAGAAAGCUAAGAUUGGAAGAAAUUGGUCAAGCUCAAGUUGACACUAUUCUUGAUUCAUCCAUAGUGCUGGAAGAGUUUAAAGUUAACGUGAUUUCAAAUAGUGUGGUUCGAAAGAAAUUGGAACUACUACUGAAAAAGUUGAGUGGGACGUUGCUCGUUUUGGCGUUGGGGUCUCCAGAGGAUAAUUCUAAAAUUAGGAUCACACUUCCGAAAAUGCUUAAACUUACGGAACUUGGGCUCUAUCAUUGUGAUGAUUCUCUAAUUGUGCUGGAGGGAGUUCAAUUUCAUCGUGAUACUCCAAAAUUGAGGACAUUAUCGGUAUCUUCGGCCUAUAAGAAGUUGGAUUGGAGGGAAUACUUUUCAUGUAGUGACGAUGGGGGUGAAAACUCUCAGCCGCCCACUCCCCUCUUAUCCGUGGAAAGUUUGACACUAGCAAUUUUAGUUCGAGAUCCGAACUGUUCUUUAUAUUUGGGUCAAAUGUUUCCGAACGUGAAGAAACUGAUGAUUGAAUUUCCAAGGCCUGAAUUUCUGUGCAAGAUUUGGACCACUUGGCAAGAUCUUAUCGAGCUCUACAUCUACUUCAAUGUGGGCUCGACUAGUGUCAUGGAUGUUGGAUUAUGUGGCUUUCCACCAGCUUGGAAAGCAGACAUGGACGGAAAACUAAAGCCGAAGGGAAUGUCAGAAUUUGGGAGGAACCAGUUUUUACAGGAGGCUGAGCCUCCUGUGAUACAAGCUGGGGUUUCGAAUUUGAAAAGGUUACAACGCUUAACCGUGGAAUCUAAUCCGCUCAGGGACGCAUCAAAAUCACCUCUACUCACGGACCUAUCCGUAUAUUUUAGUCUUAUAGAAUUGAAGGACCUCCGCGUCUUAAAAAUUGGUCGAAGUCAAAUAUCACCCACUGCUGUGAGAUACUUGAAAGGCCACCUACCCAUGAUAAGCACGAUUGACAUCAGGGGGGUUGAAGGUCCUGGCGUAUUUUCCAAGGAGGAGAGUGAAGAACUCGUUGAAUAUAUUCGUUACUACAAUCACGAAGGCAAUUAUGAUGAGGAUGCCGUUUAAUCAAAUUAGUAGUUUUAUAUUGCAUGUUUCUCAUAUUUAUUACCUCAGGGAAAUUUAGUUUUUUUUAUUUUUGAUAAUUUUUCAUAUCAAUAAUCGAAAUUAUAUCGAAAUCAUGACGAAAUACAUUAAUUAUAAAUUAAAGGACACCAUA